This is a messenger RNA of Pisolithus orientalis, 1332 nucleotides long. RefSeq names its product integral membrane protein DUF92-domain-containing protein. Gene Ontology annotation, cellular component: membrane. NCBI's taxonomy places the organism in Eukaryota, Fungi, Basidiomycota, Agaricomycetes, Boletales, Pisolithaceae. The record is from RefSeq and is a predicted model, not a curated record. The coding region runs from base 308 to 1165 and encodes 285 amino acids. The transcript has 8 exons.
CAAUCACUGCAAGCGAGCGUUUAGGCUUCUGAAGGAUGUGGAUAUGAGAGACUUGCUUGGGCAAAAUUGCACCCCGGAGUUGCAGUGGAAGAAACUAAUCAGUGGUUUCAUGUGAAAAUCUUGGUACAGACAUUCCCCAAGAGCUAUAGCAAUAAUUGAUUCCUUACAUGAUGACUGCUAGAUGCCAGCUCCCACCCGAUCGGUGGUAUCGAAGCGGUUGGGUUGCUCCAACUCGGCUCGAUAGUAAGGGUUGACGUUGAGCUGCCGUUUGUACCACGCGUCCGUCUUGAGUAACCUCUCUACUGGAAUGACGACAUUUCCUGUGGUACCCUUCGUGUUGGCCACUGCGCUUGCUGUGAAUGGAGCCCGUUCCCGCAAACUAUCGCCGUCGGGUGCCGCCACGGCCUUCGUCGUAGGCUUUCUGGUCAUGGCGGCACCUGUCCGUGCCAUAGGUGUAACCCUCAUCACAUUCUACCUGCUCGCCUCGCGAGCUACAAAAUACGGGAAGAAACGCAAGGCGCAGCUGGAAGAAGGCUUUCAGGACGCUGGUUACCGUACCGGCUGGCAGGUACUAUGUAACUCGAUAGCUGCAUUCAUCGCUUCAAUCAUAUGGAGUGUGACGUUUACACCAAACGUGCUGCCAUGGUCCUUGCUGCCGUCCUGUUCUGUCCCGUUGAAGGUCCACUUGUAUGACACUGAAAGCUGGUGCCCCUUUCGGGCGCUCCUCUUUAUCGUCCUGGGUCAAUUUGCCUGUUGUCUAGGAGAUACGCUAGCUUCGGAGCUGGGUAUACUCUCAACCUCUCGGCCGAUCCUGAUUACGACGCUGAAACCUGUACCUCCGGGAACCAACGGUGCCAUUUCCGUCGGGGGCACCCUCGCAUCGGUGGUGGGCGGGUGCGUGGUGGGACUGACGCUCUUCGCGAGCCUGGUCGCCGACUGGAUGGGUAUACUGCCCUCGCUGGUACUCUGGGGCACCGCUGCGGGAGUCCUCGGGUCAAUGCUGGACUCGUUCCUCGGAGCAACCAUCCAGCGCACACGGUACUCUGUGGACAGUAAGCGGGUUUUGCAGGAUGCGUCUGUCCCCCGUGACAAGGAGUCGAUCAAGGUGAUCGGCGGGUUAAACCUGCUGACCAACAAUCAGGUCCGCCCAGUGACAUCUACUUAAGUGAACCUAAUUUCUUCCGUGGCGACGGCGGUGGUAGUUGCGUUGCUUGCCUAGCACGACCAAUGCCAUCGGUUUGAAGGUGUUCCUUCCCUACAUAUGUACAUUUUUCUAGAUGUGACCUGCCUUGCUUGAUAUGGGACCUGUGUGUUAAAUUGAUAGUUCACGUG